AUGAGGACAAGGAAGCUCCCGUACCCACUAGAAAAGGUCUGGUUGGACAAGCACCAGUAUGAUGAAGCGGAGAGGCUCCACUAUGAAAGAGAAGCCACGUUGGCAGCCUCAGCCACUGAAAAGGGCCAAGAGGUGGAGGCAAUGAACAGUGUUUGCCAUGAUGAUCCUGUCGAGGGCGAAUUGAAAGACAUGAAAAGAGUGAAAAAUGGGAAGAAGCAAAAGAAAAGGAAGCGUUCUCCAAAAACCAAGAGUUUGGUCUCCAAGGUAGAUUUCGUCCUGACUGGUUUAUUAGCUGAUGGCGUGUGGUUUGACAAACCUUUCUUCGAUCAUGCUGAAAACCUGUUCAGAAAGAAACUUGCAGAUGACCUGACCCAGAAGGCCCCUGAAACUGAACCAGCUGCUGAGCAGCCAGCAUUAGUGUCCUGGUCAGAAGAAGCUGUCCCAGGUGUUCAUAAGCCAAGGAAGAACCUAGCAGCCUUGCACUGCACCCAUGCCGGUCUGAUUGCUUGUCACCAUGUCAUCCAGGAUGUCUGGGUCAACAAGUUCAACUUUGAUGAGGCAGAGAAGGUGUUUGUUGAAAGGUCUCAAUCUUUUGUUCAUCCACACUUCCUAGAUCUUCCAUCGGUACGAUGGAACAGUGACUAUGGUGGUGUUGAUCAAAGAACUCCAGAUGAAGGGUAUAUAACAGCUCUAUCUACUCCUGCAACCCCUGCUACACCAUGCCUGUCAACAGAUGUUGUGGUUCAUUCUGGUGCCUCUUUCGUUACCAGUUUGCCCAGUCCUGCACACCAGACAAUAAAUGGCAAGCCUCAGAUAUUGAGCUUGCAGGCAUUGAUUUCGGAGGUGUGGCUGGAGAAACCUAUUUAUGAUGAUGCAGAGAAAUGCUUCUACGAGAACAUGACUGAUGGGCAUCCUCCAGGGAAGGUGAGGCCACAAGAGCGCAGCCGUCCAGAAGCCUCAAAGAGCAGCCGAAAGGACAAGAAGGGCCGCAGUCCCGGGAAACGAAUGAAUUCCCGACAUGUGGAGUUCACCACCAACCCUUCCCUUCAUAAAGAUGCCGAACACCCUCCGCCUACCUGGUAUUUCCUGCACAAGGACAGUGAGCAUUUGUGGCUUAGUAAACCCACAUACGACAGUGCUGAAUCACGAUACUAUGCAUCUGAGGCCCUGAAAAUGUCGAGCAGACAAGAUAAUGCAAGGGUUCCAGAACUCUCACUAGCAAAACCAUCUCGACCUGCUUCUCGUGCCACAAGCGUGCCUGCAUCAGAAACUAAAAAAAUGGCAGCUGAUUUUCUUAUGCAUGAGAAGAUCUGGUUUGAUAAAUUCAAGUAUGACGAUGCCGAGAAGAGAUACUAUGAACAGAUGAAUGGGCCAGUUGCCAGUCCUUCAUGCCAACAGGAGAACGGAGCCAGCACGAUCCUACGCGACAUUGCCAGAGCCAGGGAGAAUAUCCAGAAAUCGCUGGCCGGACGCAAGACCAUUCUGGAUAGCCCCCAAGGAGCCCCACCUGCCCAAUCCAAGAGAAAGUCAGGUCACCUGACUAGUGCAAGCACGACCUCUUCUGGGCCUGGUGGUGACCAAAAUGAGCUCGUCACCAGAAUAGCUAACCUGGAGGUGGAGAACCAAAAUCUCCACAGUGUUGUUGCAGAUCUUCAGCUGGCCAUCUCCAAGCUGGAAACUCGCCUGAACAUGCUAGAAAAAUCCUCCACCUCUCACCAUCCCUCAGCAACGCCGCCAACCCAGCAUGUCACCCCAAUGAAGAAGGUGGAAUCCCCUGCUGCUCCCCCAAAGAAAGUGGAACUCCCUUCUGCUCCCCCUGCAAAGAAAGUAGGACCAUCUGAGGCUGACGACGAAGAUGAGGAUGAUGACAUUGACCUAUUUGGCAGUGGGGAUGAAGAGGAAGACCAGGAGGCUGCCAAAGUUCGGGAAGAGCGACUACGCCAGUAUGCGGAGAAGAAGUCUAAAAAGCCUGGCCUCAUUGCCAAGUCUUCCAUCCUUCUGGAUGUCAAGCCUUGGGACGAUGAAACUGACAUGGCAAAGAUGGAGGAGUGCGUCCGGUCCGUUCAGAUGGACGGCCUGGUUUGGGGAGCCUCCAAGUUGGUUCCAGUGGGCUACGGUAUUAAGAAACUCCAGAUCCAGUGUGUAGUGGAGGAUGACAAGAUUGGAACAGACAUACUGGAGGAGGAGAUCACCAAGUUUGAAGACUACGUGCAGAGUGUCGACAUAGCGGCUUUCAACAAGAUCUAAGAGCUAACGUUUAUCCUUUCUGGAACUGUAACUAAUAAAAGGGUCAAGAUUUUGAGUGCA
Molecule: messenger RNA, 2307 nt
Organism: Trachemys scripta elegans
Lineage: Eukaryota; Metazoa; Chordata; Testudines; Emydidae
Gene: EEF1D
Product: eukaryotic translation elongation factor 1 delta
Exons: 9
Coding region: 1-2247 (748 amino acids)
Biological process (GO): translational elongation
Cellular component (GO): cytosol; eukaryotic translation elongation factor 1 complex
Molecular function (GO): translation elongation factor activity; guanyl-nucleotide exchange factor activity
Source: RefSeq, a predicted model, not a curated record